GGAACAAAUCUCUCUCUCUGUCCAACCCUUUUUAAAAAAAAAAUUGAUGCGCCCCACCCCAGUUCUCUCUCUGCGGAACAAAUCUCUCUCUCUCUGCGGAAAUUCUCCCUCUCCCUCUCUCGACCGAAGCUUCAUUUAUUUUCACCGUAAAUUGGUCGGCGCCGGAGAAGAUGGACCAACCGGAUGAGGGUCCUCCUGUUUUGUUGAGACCGGACAUAAUUAAUUCAACGUGGGACGUUGGCACAUAUUAUAAAAUAAAGUAUCUUAGCAAGGUAAAAUCUGUUUUGAAGGAAAAAGGUGGUCAACAGUUAUUAGAUUGAUUUAUAGGGGGUUGUUUUGGACAUUUUUUGGAUUGGAAUCCUGGUCCGAAAUGUGCAAUGGCCGUGCAUCAUGUGGUAUCCCGCCAAAUAAAAUCAUAUAAUAAUGAUCUCUGUUUUAAAUUGAAUAAUACUAAGGUUUAUUUAUCGAGGAGGGAUUAUGCUUUAGUGACCGGUCUUCAAUUUGGUGAUUUUAAUUAUGAUAUGUCACGUAAUCAUAAUUUGGAUGAAGUGGAAGUGUUUAGAAGAUUUAGUGGUGGUCAGUCUCAUGUGAAAGUGUCGUUUCUCGUUGAUCUUUUUGAAAAUUUUAAGAUUAAUGAUGAGGAUGGGAGUUUGCACUUGAAGAUUGCCUAUAUUAUAGUCUUAUAUGGACUUCUCGUAGGCUAUUAGACUGAUAAAACUGUUGAGCAUUGGGUUUGGGCAUUAGUGUAUGAUCUCGAUGCAUUUAACCGAUUUCCGUGGGGGGCGUAUAGUUAUAAUUUGUUAUGUCAUCAUGCCAGUAAAAUUUUCACAUCUAAGAAACAGUAUAAAUUUUAUGGACCUGUGUGGGCAUUGCAUGUGUGGUCGCUUGAGGUAAUGCCCGACUUAGGGCAGGUUGUCGGUAAAUGUGUGGCGGAGUUUGCGCACCCCCGAUGCUUAAAGUGGAAGUUGCGGAGUCGACCUUCUACAAAGGAGUUACACCCAUUCUUCGAGAAAGAGGAGCAACAAAUAUUGGAGCUUCAACCAGAUGAAUUUGAACUGACGACCAUGUACUACUUAUCUACACUUGGAUUUGAUUUGGGUCGACCGGGUGAAGAAGAUGAUAACCAGGAGGAAGAGCCUCAUCCAUCCGGCUCUUUGAAUGAUAUCCAUAGGGCACGGCAUGAAGAAACGCCUGAUUUGUUGUUUGAUGCCCCAAUUGAAACACAUGAAGUAUCGGCUCUACAUGAUACACCUAUUGGUGUGGAAGAUAUCCCCUGGACAGGGACUGAUAGACGGGUGCGGGGUUCAUCGUCCCGCGAUGGUUCUCGUGGAAAAGCUAGGGAAAAGCACGGUGAGCAAGCAAACCGCCGUGUAGACCGCGAGUACAUAGAUAAUGCUGUCAGGAGGAUUGAUGCGGCAAAUGAGGCGAGAAUGCAACGACACAGCGAUGCUUUGCAUGAACGGGUGAAGGGAACAUUGAAGUGGUUUUUGGACGAGUGGAAGGGUUUGAUGAGUUGUAAGAGUGCCCGCGCCACAGAUGUAUGUUCCCCUGUCCCUCGACCCACCCCGGCUCCCGAGGCAAGACCGGUAGAUGACGUACGCGACGAGGAUGCAGAGAUACGCGUUGAGGAUGAGGCAAUAUGUGACGAGGAUGCAGCUGGACUUCAAGUUCGUCAGGAUGAUACUGUGGAACAAUCGCCUUAUGUUCCACAGUUCUCUCAGUUUGAGUUUGGUAAUUGUUCAUUUUUGGGCACUGAUGGCCAGCUGCCUCAUUUCUCAAACCCGAUGGAUCAUAUUAGAGCAUGUGUGGAUUACAUGGGCGAGGUAAAAAUAUAAUUUUAAUUUAACAAA
This is a messenger RNA of Salvia miltiorrhiza (redroot sage), 1850 nucleotides long. RefSeq lists its product as uncharacterized. Bases 894 to 1835 code for a protein of 313 amino acids. NCBI's taxonomy places the organism in Eukaryota, Viridiplantae, Streptophyta, Magnoliopsida, Lamiales, Lamiaceae. The transcript is spliced from 3 exons. The record is from RefSeq and is a predicted model, not a curated record.